Molecule: messenger RNA, 3742 nt
Organism: Homarus americanus (American lobster)
Lineage: Eukaryota; Metazoa; Arthropoda; Malacostraca; Decapoda; Nephropidae
Gene: Srp54
Product: splicing regulatory glutamine/lysine-rich protein 1-like
Exons: 13
Coding region: 83-2041 (652 amino acids)
Cellular component (GO): nucleoplasm
Molecular function (GO): RNA binding
Source: RefSeq, a predicted model, not a curated record
UUCAUGAAGCGGCUGUGGUGGAGGUGGUGGCUGUGGUAGAGGUUGUGUUGUAACUCCUGUAAUAUUUUUCAACUAUUUCACCAUGAAGUCCAAGACGAGAAUAGUUCAGAUCUCUAACAUAGCUCCUCAGGCUACCAAGGAUCAAAUGUCUACACUUUUUGGGUUCCUGGGCAAGAUAGAAGACAUCAGACUCUACCCCACUAUUCGUGAUGUUGCCAUACCAGUCCAGUCUCGCAUUUGUUUUCUCAAGUUUCAUGACCGGGAGUCUGUCACAGUGGCUCAGCACCUCACCAACACAGUGUUUAUUGAUCGAGCCCUCAUAAUAAUUCCUUUCACUUUGGGUGACAUGCCAGAUGAACAACGAGCUAUGGAGAUUCUUGGAACAGGUGGAACAAUACCUGGUAUAGGACAAGAAGCCAAGUGGCCUACACAUGUUACUAAUCAGAUUGAUGGAAUCAUUCUACGAACUAUUGAUCCUAAUCUGGCAGAGAGUGAUCUUCCAGAUUAUCCACCACUGCCAGCAACAACAGAGUCUCAAAAGAUAAAUGAAAUCCGACGUACUGUUGUAUUUGAUAAUCUUGACCCAAGUAUAACUUCUGAGCAGAUAAUGGAAAUAGCAGCCAAGGCUGGUGAGGUUCGAUACCUUCGCUUAGGAGUUGAACUUGAUGGCACAAAGAAUGCACUUGUUGAAUAUUCUGAGCAGCCUUCCAUAAUUCAAGCUCUCAAGAUGCAUCACCAAGACCAUAUGGGACGACCAAUUAAGGUUAAUCACUCCAAUGUGGCAAUUAUCAAACCACAGACCAAAAGUAAUGAGGCUGCACAGCGGGAAAUUGAGGAAGCGAUGAGGCGGGUGAAAGAAGCACAGAACUUCAUAGCAUCAGCAAUAGAUCCUGUCAUGUCAUUUCUGGACUCAUCAAAGGAGAAGAGAUCCAGGUCAAGGUCACGGAGCCGAUCCCGAUCACGACGCCGCACUAGGUCACGAUCCCGACGUUCCAGGUCCCACAGAAGAUCCCGUUCUCGCUCCCGUCAUAGAUCCCGAUCAAGGUCACGGUCCAGAGACCGUCACCGACGAUCGCGUAGUCAUUCUCGGAGGAAGAGAUCACCUUCAAAAUCACGAAAAAGGUCUAGGUCAAGGUCACAUUCCCGAAGAAAAUCACGAUCUAAGUCCCGUUCAAAGCGAUCUCGAUCAAAGUCGAAGACUAAAUCUAGUUCAUCAUCAUCACGGAAAGAGAAGAGCAGCAGCAGUAGCAGCAGUAAGAGUAAAGAUAAAGAUAAGGACAAAGAGAAAACCAAGGAUAAAGACAAAGAGAAGAAAGAGGAGAAAAAAUUGGAAACCAUCAAAGUGGAGGACAAGGGCAUAGGCAAAGAAGAGGAGAGCAAGAAGGAAGAUUUAAAACCUGAGGAAACAAAGGAAAAGGAAAAAGAAAAGGAGUCAGAGAAGAAAAAAGAGGUCAGUAAGUCUCGUCGUUCUCGGUCUCGUAGUCGCUCCCGUGACCGUAAGAAUCACCGAACGCGGUCUCGGUCUCGUAGCAAGAAACCGUCACGAUCACGUUCUCGCUCACGAAGUCGCACAAAAUCAAAGAGAUCACACAGGUCAACAAGAUCCAGGUCACGUUCACGACGCAGAUCUCGUAGCAAGUCACGAUCCCACAGGGACCGCUCCAGAGACCAUCACGGCCGCUCACAUGAACGAUCCAGACGACGGUCAAGGUCUUCUUCAAGAUCAAAGCCGGGGAAAGCCAAAGACAAGGAAUCUAGCAAAAAGAAAGAGUCACGCCGUGAUCGAAGCCGUAGUCGUGAUAAUAAAGACAAAGAUAAAGAAAAGGAUAAACUGAAGGAGAAGGAGAAGAAGGAUAAGAAGAAAGAAAAGAAAGAAAAAGAGGAGAAGAAGAAGGAUUUAAAGGUUUCCCGAGAUUAUGAUGAAGAAGAGCAGUUGGGCUGUGAUGGUGAGGAUGACAAAGGAAAAAAGAAGGAAAAAGAGGAGGAAGACACGAAGGAUAAAGGAGAGGCAGUUGACAUGGACAUUUCUGAUUCACCAUGAUUGCACAGUUCAUCUGAUAAGUAUAUAUACAGUACCUCUGUACUGUACCAGGGAGUUAUAAAAAUGGUGUGAAUAUGAACAGCUUUCUAAGGAGUCAGUUUUUAAUAUUGUGGGAAGUAAGUUUAUGAUUUUUCAGUUUUCUAAUAUGCUAAGAAAUUAAAAGAAAUUUUUUUUAUAUAAUGAAAUUAACAGUAGAUGUUAGGUUGGAUGAAUUGAUCUUAGGUACAAUAAGUUGCAGAUUUGUGUUAGGUAUUGAAAAUACUGCAUAUCAUUGUCUUGGCUAUCUGCACAAGUUACAGUUCCUUCUUUAAAUGAAUGGUACUACACUGCCACCUCACUUUAUGUGGGGGUUUUAUUCCCAGAAAACACCGUGUAGAGCAAACCUAUUAUCACGUGGGGAAUUAGGGGAUGCAUCGGGUGGACCCCAAAAAGUGCCCCACCUCCCUCCCCCCACACCAAAAACUUUUCAAAAACAAUGUUCAAAGACAUUGUACAGCUGUAAAGUAGCUCAAUUAUACACAUGCAUCUACCAAGUUCACUUAAAAUUGAUGUUUUAGAGGCACUGGCAUGUCAUUUACAUGAGUUCCCGAAAGUUUAACACUGCCAUUUGUAGAGGCUGGCUGAAUCAUGCGUGGCCUCCCUCAAGCCUCACCAUAGCAACCUGGCCAGGUUGGGACACCCCAACCCUUAGCAACGUUCCCCCUCUCGCUGGCUCACAAAGAAAUGUUUAUUCAUUAUAUGUUUUUCACCUAAUGAUAUAUUUUUUAUUUAUUUAUUUAUUUAUAUUUUUUGCACAUUCUGUAUGUAGAAUUGUGUGUGCGUGUAACUGAAUAAAAAAUAUGAAAAAAGUUGUUAUCUACCCGAAAUUACGGCUCAAAUCUUCUCGGCAUUCCUCUUGAUUGACUCGUUCACGGAGAAACCACUCCAACAGAGUCGUUGAAAAAUGUCUCACUUAAUUUCCAAGGUAAAUGUGGUCCUAUUCUUAUUUGCUGAAGUGUCCAAAGGCAAGGGGCCACUUAGAGAAUGUUUAGGUGGAGCCAUGGUGAUGAAAGCAAGCGAAAAAAUGAAGUUUAUCCAACUGAAGUUUUUGGUUGUGGCCAGACCAGUACUAGCUAAACUCUGAGCUGACAUGGCAUGGGGAUGCUAUCUCUGGACUGUAAUGGACUCGAGGCCACAAAAUUUUUCUGCCUGACUGUGUUCAGCCAAAUUUUCCUGUGUUAGCCUGGCUCAACCUACAUUUGAGCAAAUCUAAGCCCAUGUUAAGCAAUACUGCAUAGUAAUAAAAAAAUCGAUGUUUGAGCAAAUCUAUGCUGAACAAACCCACAUUAAGUGAGGGGGCAGUGUAUGUGUAUGUUGCUAAAUGAAAAAUUUAUUAAUAAGAUCAGUGUUGUAAGUCUUAGGCAUAGCACAGUGGUUCCUUAAAUAAAUUGCUACUCAGACUUAACAGUUACAUUUUUUUUAAAUAUGAACCAAAAUUAUGCUCAUCUAGAGGUCCAAGGAAGUGAAUUCAAGUGCUUGAAUUUAUACAGAAUAAUAAGCAGGCAUGUCUAAUUUCAUCAGUUCUGUAAUAAAGUAAAACACAAAAACAUAGAGUACUGUAAUUAUUCACUCAUGUAAAAGUGGAAAAUUUAACUCUAUUCAUCAAAGUUGGGUAGAUGAGCAUUGGGUGUAUUGCCUCUAACAGUAAAGUCUGUUUGUAUA